CUGUUGCGUUCUCACACAUUCUCUCACUCAUUUGAUUCUUUGAGCUUUAAUCUCUCACUGUUGAAAUGUAUAUUUUGUUAUACGUUAGAGAUAUCCAUUGUGUUUGUAUUUUAGGUGUGUAAAUUCAACUGUGCAAAUAGAACUCUCUCCACAGAUGUAAAGAAUCUUUUACGGUUAGUUCUAGUCAAGAUCUUUAAUGGGGAACAGCUCUGCCUUUAAAUGCAUCAUUCAGCAUUUUUGGUCAUUUUACUGGAAAUAAUUGCUCGGAUUAAUGGAACAAUGAUAUAUCCGGAGCUGGCGCCGACUCCAGUCACAUUCCUUUGCGCAAUUGGAAUACCCGUCGAGGAUCUCGCCUUUGAAACUGUCAUCUCUGGUUAUGCACUGAGAAUGCAGUAUUUUCUGCCCAAUAACGCGUCGCAGUUAACCCGCAUUUAUCUAAAGCCGCAGCCUCUGACGGACAGAAGAUACAUUAAUAAAUCCAACUUGGGCUCCAUGUAUCGCUGGAUCAUCUAUCGCGCCAUUGAAAUGGUGCUUCAGAACUUGGGUUUACCAGGACAUAGCUGUUUACUGAGGGCAAUCUGCGAUCAUGCAGCAUUACCUUUAACUUACGAAAGUGGUUUACUUGGAGAAAUCCUCCACAUUAUUUUGACACCUUCCAGCUCAAGGGAUCAGCUAGGAGCGCCCAAAGAUCGCGUCUAUCAAACAGCAGAACACUUUGGAAGACGAGGAGGCAACUGCGAGUUGGCCUAUGCCAAUAGAUGUCCCAGAUCUCCAAUUGACUUGAUAAGCAUAUUACUGAAAUUAAAUUAAA
Molecule: messenger RNA, 811 nt
Organism: Drosophila innubila
Lineage: Eukaryota; Metazoa; Arthropoda; Insecta; Diptera; Drosophilidae
Exons: 1
Coding region: 220-810 (196 amino acids)
Source: RefSeq, a predicted model, not a curated record